Messenger RNA from Boleophthalmus pectinirostris (great blue-spotted mudskipper), 973 nucleotides. Its product is annotated as organic cation/carnitine transporter 2-like. The coding region runs from base 74 to 973 and encodes 299 amino acids. Gene Ontology annotation, cellular component: membrane. Lineage: Eukaryota; Metazoa; Chordata; Actinopteri; Gobiiformes; Gobiidae. Gene Ontology annotation, molecular function: transmembrane transporter activity. Gene Ontology annotation, biological process: transmembrane transport. The record is from RefSeq and is a predicted model, not a curated record. The transcript is spliced from 7 exons.
GCGAUGUGCUGUUGUGGUUUUCCUCCAGGAUACACAGCUUUAUUAGUAUUUUUUUUAGUAGCGUCUCCACCUCAUGAGUGCUACAUUCCACCAAACUCCAAUCUUAGCCAGGAAUGGAUUAAUGUCCUCACUCCUGCACAGGGCAGUCCCGGAGUCCCCUCGCUGGUUGCUCUCUCUGGGGCGCACAAGGGAAGCUGAAAGGAUCCUCCAGAUGGCCGCUUUAGAAACACAUGUCGAAGCCCCCGCCAGCAUCUUGCCCCCAGAGGAGUUAGGGUCAUUAAGCUCUGAGCCAUGCACUUUCUUGGACCUGCUGAAAACUAGGAACAUCCGGCACAUCACUGUAAUGCUUUGGAUCAGUUGGUUCUCUAUUGAAGUUAUCAACAAUGGCCUGUCAUUCAGUGUAACUGGUUUGAGUGGGAGCCCUUUCGUGAUCUACUUCUGUAUCGCAGUGAUUGAACUCCCUUCACACCUAUUCAGCUGGCUGGCAUUAGCAAACUUCCGUCGUAGAAUGAUCUUCAUCAUAUUUGGUGCAUUGGGCACCAUAGGUCUGCUUCCCAUCUUUUUCACCACAGAUAUUUACCCGAUUGCUACUUUGUGCUUUGUGCUGCUGUGUAAGUUUGGGGCCCUAGCUGUAAUCCACUGCAUGCACAUCCACACUGGAGAGCUGUUCCCAACAAUCAUCCGUAACACAGCCAUGUCUUCCUGUGCCAUGUUUGGACGUGUGGGUGCGUCUCUGUCACCGUAUCUCCAGCUCCUGGCUGUGGUAGCGCCCUCACUGCCCUGGCUGCUGUUGGCUUUGCUGACUUUGCUGAGUGUCCUGCUGCUCUCCUUCCUCCCAGAGACGUUUCAAGAACCACUGCCUGAUGCCAUUGAACAGAUGGCCACGCCACGGAGAUUGAUGUUCAGAUGCAGCUCCACCACUGUGACCACCGUGUCUCCUGUUCAGGAGGUUCUCUGCACCACUCACCUCUGA